AUGCAAGGAAACGCAACCGUCGAUGAGAUCGAAGGCAAAAUCGCCGCGGUCACACUCAACCCUACCAGACCGGCCUAUGUUCCGCCCCACAUGAGAAACUGUGGCCCUGCUCCCCCAUCCAACGCGCCCAACGUCCCAUCAGGCGGUUGGGUCACCCCCUCCAUGCACGCCCCCAAUCCGAACAACACCUGGACUCAGCCCCCAACCUACGCUUCGUCCCGCAAUGAGGGCUACUCCCGCGGAGGUGGAGCUGUUGGAGGAGGUCGUCGUCCUGAUGGCUAUGGUGAAUGGAAAAAUGGACAACAUGUCCCUGGUCCUGCCAACGCUCGAACAGAGAAGGAGUUGUUUGGCGACGCCGAAGAUCCCAGCAAGCAACACACUGGAAUCAACUUCGAUCGCUACGCCGAUAUUCCGGUCGAGGCCACAGGCAAUGGAGUACCCGAGCCAGUUCUCGAGUUUUCCAAUUCGCCCCUCGACCCCCAUCUACUCGCUAACAUCAAGCUGGCAAGAUACAAAACUCCAACCCCCGUUCAAAAAUACUCUGUGCCAAUCGUAGCCAAUGGCCGUGACUUGAUGGCUUGUGCCCAAACUGGUUCCGGGAAAACCGGUGGAUUCUUGUUCCCCAUCAUUUCCGCAGCUUUCUCCAAAGGUCCGCUCCCAACUCCCGGCAUGCAAGCUCAAAACUCCCGGGGUGGCUACGGCAAGCGCAAAGCAUUCCCCACCGCACUCAUCCUGGCCCCUACUCGUGAACUGGUCAGUCAAAUUCACGAUGAAGCCCGUAAAUUCACCUACCGCUCCUGGGUCCGUCCUGCGGUUGUUUAUGGUGGUGCCGACAUGGCCACUCAACUCCGACAAAUCGAGUCUGGCUGCGAUCUGCUCUCUGCCACCCCUGGUCGAUUGGUCGAUCUCAUUGAGCGUGGUCGAAUCAGCUUGAGCAACAUCCGAUUCUUGGUCUUGGACGAGGCCGAUCGCAUGUUGGACAUGGGAUUCGAACCUCAAAUCCGCCGAAUCGUCACUGGCGAAGACAUGCCUGGAGUUCAUGAGCGUCAGACUCUGAUGUUCAGCGCUACUUUCCCCCGUGACAUUCAAAUGCUGGCCAAGGAUUUCUUGAAAGACUACAUUUUCCUUUCUGUUGGACGAGUCGGUUCCACUAGUGAGAACAUCACCCAGAAGAUCGAAUAUGUUGAAGAUGCCGACAAGCGUAGUGUCCUCCUGGACGUACUCAGCUCUAUGCCAAAAGGUGGUUUAACGUUGGUCUUCGUGGAAACCAAAAGAAUGGCCGACAUGCUAGAAACCUUCUUGAUCCAAUCCAACUUUGCAGCCACUUCGAUCCAUGGUGAUCGAUCGCAGCGAGAACGAGAACGAGCUUUGGAGACCUUCCGAUCGAGCCGUACUCCUGUGAUGGUUGCCACAGCUGUUGCCGCACGAGGUCUUGACAUUCCGAAUGUCACUCACGUCGUCAACUAUGAUUUACCGAACGACAUUGAUGAUUAUGUUCAUCGUAUUGGUCGUACCGGUCGAGCUGGAAACACCGGAAUCUCAACCGCCUUCUUCAACCGCAAUAACAAGAAUAUUGUCAGGGAGCUCAUUGAUCUCCUUCGUGAGGCGAACCAAGAGAUACCCACCUGGCUCGAGACCGUCGGGCGCGAAGCUUCCUUUGGUGGUGGCGGCGGCGGUCGCGGUCGUGGUGGAGGUCGCGGUGGAGGUCGAGGUAGAUCUGGGAACCAAGAUUUCCGACGUGGCGGUGGUGGCGGCGGCGGCGGCGGUUAUGGCGGAAAUCCCUACAGCAAUGGAGGCGGCUAUUCCCAUGGCGGCCCGAUGGCCUAUGGCGGUCAACCAGGUGGUGGCCAAGGUGCCUACAUGUACGCUACUGGUGGCAACAACGGUGGUGGGGGCGGUGGAUCAUGGUGGUGA
Puccinia triticina is the source of this 1914-nucleotide messenger RNA. RefSeq lists its product as uncharacterized. The record is from RefSeq and is a predicted model, not a curated record. Gene Ontology annotation, cellular component: nucleus. The coding region runs from base 1 to 1914 and encodes 637 amino acids. NCBI's taxonomy places the organism in Eukaryota, Fungi, Basidiomycota, Pucciniomycetes, Pucciniales, Pucciniaceae. The transcript has 5 exons. Gene Ontology annotation, molecular function: RNA binding; RNA helicase activity; ATP binding.